Messenger RNA from Charadrius vociferus (killdeer), 498 nucleotides. RefSeq names its product RNA binding protein with multiple splicing (gene RBPMS). The transcript has 6 exons. The annotation marks the transcript as partial. Lineage: Eukaryota; Metazoa; Chordata; Aves; Charadriiformes; Charadriidae. The record is from RefSeq and is a predicted model, not a curated record. Gene Ontology annotation, molecular function: mRNA binding.
AUGCUACGGGAGCAGCAGGAGCGGGGCUGGCUCACAAUCAAGCCCGGAGCCGAGGGGGGAUGGCAAAGCAUGGUAAGGACGCUCUUUGUCAGCGGGUUGCCUCUGGACAUCAAGCCCCGGGAACUUUACCUGCUCUUCAGGCCCUUUAAGGGGUACGAAGGGUCUCUCAUCAAACUCACCUCCAAGCAGGUAGGAGCUGCUCGAAACGGGGCGAGCAUCCCACACCAUGCCCUGCAGGGCAUCCGCUUCGACCCCGAAAUCCCCCAGACGCUGCGUCGCGGCUGGUCGGUCGCCGUUAACUCUCCUUCUUCUUUUCUUGCAGACGAGCUCACAGUGCCUGCACUUUACCCCAGUAGCCCUGAAGUGUGGGGGCCGUACCCUCUGUACCCAGCGGAGUUAGCACCUGCUCUACCUCCUCCUGCUUUCACCUAUCCCGCUUCGCUGCACGCCCAGAUGCGCUGGCUCCCCCCCUCCGAGGCUGGUUCUCAGGGCUGGAAG